UACAACUGUCAUCGAUUUGACGUGACGCGUUGCGUGAAAUUGUCGAAAUAUUUCUUGUAGAAGAAAGAAAGAAUUAUAUCAUGUCACAAUUGGAAAGAGCAACAUAUAAUGAUGAUGCUGGAACAAAGGGAGAAUCUCUGGGAAAAUUAUAUUGAAUAAUUAUAUCGAAUAAUUAUAUCUAUAAUUACCUCCUACAAUGCAUAGCGGUUGGAAUAAGUUGAUUAAGAGCAAUGAUAGUUUCAGAUACGAGCCUAGAGCCAGUGUCGAGAAACGAUAUUGCACAGCCAGGCUCGGUUUCACGCAAAUGUCCUUUGACUACGACGAGGAAUACCUGAUCGCAGUGGACACCAAAGGAUACCUGCAUUGCGUCGAAUUGUCAGAUGAAAUUCCAUGUUACAAAGUAUUCGGGAAAGUCGGACGAUCCACAUUUCUGGCAUUCAAUCCUGUAUCCGAGGGAGAAAUAUUGAUAGGACUCGAUACAGGCGAUAUAAAGAUCUGGAAGCUUCACGCAGACGUCAACGAGUUCUGUCUGUUAUCUGGUCAUAGAUUAGCAGCGACACACGUUUCCUUUUACAGGAAUUAUUGCCUAACCGGCUCCAGGAACGAGGUGAUAAUAUGGGACCUGCGGUCUUACAGCAAAGCUCAUCAGUUAAAGGUUGAUGUAAAGAACGCUGUGAUCAAGAAAGCUGCCUUUUCCAACGCGGGUCACAUUGUUGUGCUGUAUCUCAAUGAUACCAUGCAAGCCUGGACACUUGAACAAUUGCACAGAGACAUCAAGAUCGACACAAGCACAUUCGGGGUGCGUUAUAUCAAGGAUUUUGUCUUCACCAGAGAUGCAAGAGCCAUGAUAAUGGCUGGCGCAGGAAGCAUAAGCGUUCUGAACACGUAUGAUUGGAGCUUGCUGAAGAAGCUACAGUUAUCUAAGAAUUUUGCCGAGGCCAGACAAUUAUCAGUUGUCCCGUAUCCAUUGGAUGGUGGAGCGAACAAAAUUGUCGCGUUUCUAUCUUCCAAAUGCACUCUUCAGUUUUGCGAUAUAAAUGAAUCAAAUUUUCUCCACACAUCUAUCUCCAUCGAUAGAGUUAAAAAAUUUGCCAUUUCGUCUGCCGGCAGAUAUGUAGCCUACAUAGACCAGGAAGGGUGUUUGAAUAUAACGUAUGCGGAUAAAAUAAUUUCGAGAAAAUUAUUUUCUCACCAACCGAGAAAACCAUCAGAGCCACGUAGACUCCAGGCGCACAAGAUAAGCGAUCAUUUGGAGUGCGUUAGACAGAGUAUGAAACGAGAGUUGGAUACGGAACGAUUAAUGUCUAUUUUAAAGGAAUUUGGGGAAUUCCCAAAUAAAUAUCGCACGCUCAUUUGGUCCACUAUUUUAAAACUACCGGCCAACAAGAGUGCAUACGUUGCCUUGGCAAGUAAGGUGACUCGUGGAAAAUUUACGUCAAGUACUUCGAAAGAUCAUCCCCUGGCGGACAAAGGCAGGGCGUCAUUGCUGGCCAUGACGAUGGAUUGCCUGUUGCAAUGGUAUCCAUUGCUAAUACAAAGUCCGUUUCUCCCCAACUUGAUUUUUCCAUUUCUAGUCGUAUUUCAGAAAGACCCCCUACUUGCCUUUGAGUUGAUUUUAAGCAUAUUACUAAAUUACUGUCAAAAAUGGUUUGAAUACCAUCCAUUGCCCCCACUGAACGUCCUUGGAAUUAUUGAAAAUAUUCUCUUGGAGGCAGACCCUGCGCUACUAAAUAUCUUCUGCGAACAUGGAAUAACGACUAGCGAAUAUGCGUGGCCGUUACUGCAGACUGCCAUGAGCGAAGUGUUAUCGGGAGAUGAAUGGUUAAUUCUGUGGGACCAUUUAAUAUCUCUUCAGAAACCCUCCCUCCUAUUGAUGUGUGUCGUUGCUUAUAAUAUUUAUUCGAGAGAAAAUAUAAUUUCCUUGAUAAAGUCACGUUCUGGAGAUAUCGAGACUUUUUAUAGCACACAAAGUCACAUUAGAGCCAAGGAUUUAUUGAAGAUUGCGAGAAGAUUAGAUCAAGAGAUACCGGAACGAGUACAUCCUAAUCGUUAUCUAAGGGAUAAACUGUUGCAAUUAAAUCAUAUUGGGCCUUAUCCUUCGUUUAUAAAGAAGGAAUAUCCAAAAUUCCUCGCUGAGAAUCUCAGCAUUGCGGAUUUGAGAAAAUUGAAAAUACAAGAACAACAUUUGCAAGAGUGUAAUCGUAAGAUUGUAGAACGUGCCGAUAGAAAGAGAUUAUGCACAGAGACUAAAGCUUUUGCGAGACAAAUUCAUGAAACAAGAUUAAAUGAGGUAAAAAAAUGCUUUCAAGAAUAUAUUAAUAAUUUAGAUUGGAAUUUUGAUAAAUUUACACCAGAUGCGAGAGUAGAAAACUCUUACUGUCAUUUGUAUAAAAAUAAUGACUUGGAAAAAAUACAAGAAUGUAAUAAAUGCAAGAUUAAGGAAGAUGGCAUCUCAAAUUCUGAAGACAGCAAAUCAAAGAAUCAUGAAAAAUUGCAGCAAGAUGUAAUAAAACUCGAAUAUGAAGUACAAAGUUUUCUAGAUUCACUGAGAUCAUGUAGAUCAGAAGUUAGAUAAUGGAAAAGUUAAUCUCGUCAAAUUUAGAUAAAAUAAAGUACUUUAACA
Messenger RNA from Camponotus floridanus (Florida carpenter ant), 2623 nucleotides. RefSeq names its product TBC1 domain family member 31. Bases 197 to 2575 code for a protein of 792 amino acids. Gene Ontology annotation, molecular function: protein binding. The record is from RefSeq and is a predicted model, not a curated record. The transcript is spliced from 5 exons. NCBI's taxonomy places the organism in Eukaryota, Metazoa, Arthropoda, Insecta, Hymenoptera, Formicidae.